This is a messenger RNA of Pan troglodytes (chimpanzee), 12438 nucleotides long. Its product is annotated as cytosolic phospholipase A2 beta. The record is from RefSeq and is a predicted model, not a curated record. The coding region runs from base 327 to 3092 and encodes 921 amino acids. The transcript has 28 exons. Gene Ontology annotation, molecular function: calcium-dependent phospholipid binding; calcium ion binding. NCBI's taxonomy places the organism in Eukaryota, Metazoa, Chordata, Mammalia, Primates, Hominidae. Gene Ontology annotation, biological process: glycerophospholipid catabolic process. Gene Ontology annotation, cellular component: cytosol.
GCGGGGUCUCGGCCGGCGCUGACGCAGCCGUGGCGGAGGCGGCUUUGGAAGCCGUGCGGAGCGAGUUACGAGAAUUCCCGGCCGCUGCGAGGGAGCUCUGCGUGCCUCUUGCUGUGCCCUACCUGGACAAACCCCCAACUCCGCUCCACUUCUACCCGGACUGGGUCUGCCCCAACAGGCCGUGCAUCAUCCGCAACGCUCUGCAGCACUGGCCGGCCCUCCAGAAGUGGUCCCUCCCCUAUUUCAGAGCCACAGUGGGCUCCACAGAGGUGAGUGUGGCCGUGACCCCAGAUGGUUACGCGGAUGCCGUGAGAGGGGAUCGCUUCAUGAUGCCAGCUGAGCGCCGCCUGCCCCUGAGCUUCGUGCUGGAUGUGCUGGAGGGCCGGGCCCAGCACCCGGGAGUCCUCUAUGUGCAGAAGCAGUGCUCCAACCUGCCCACCGAGCUGCCCCAGCUGCUGCCUGAUCUGGAAUCCCAUGUGCCCUGGGCCUCCGAAGCCCUGGGAAAGAUGCCCGAUGCUGUGAACUUCUGGCUGGGGGAGGCGGCUGCGGUGACUUCUUUGCACAAGGACCACUAUGAGAACCUCUACUGCGUGGUCUCAGGAGAGAAGCAUUUCCUGUUCCAUCUGCCCAGCGACCUGCCCUGCAUCCCCUAUGAGCUGUACACGCCGGCAACCUACCAGCUAACUGAAGAGGGCACCUUUAAGGUGGUGGAUGAAGAGGCCAUGGAGAAGGCAGAGGUGUCCAGGACCUGCCUGCUCACGGUUCGUGUCCUGCAGGCCCAUCGCCUACCCUCUAAGGACCUAGUGACCCCCUCUGACUGCUACGUGACUCUCUGGCUGCCCACGGCCUGCAGCCACAGGCUCCAGACACGCACGGUCAAGAACAGUAGUAGCCCUGUCUGGAACCAGAGCUUUCACUUCAGGAUCCACAGGCAGCUCAAGCCCUGUCACUCUUUUCCCCUCCAGAAUGUCAUGGAACUGAAAGUCUUUGACCAGGACCUGGUGACCGGAGAUGACCCUGUGUUGUCAGUACUGUCUGAUGUGGGGACUCUGCGGGCUGGGGAGUUCCGGCACGAGAGCUUCUCACUGAGCCCUCAGGGUGAGGGGCGCCUGGAAGUUGAAUUUCGCCUGCAGAGUCUGGCUGACCGUGGCGAGUGGCUCGUCAGCAAUGGCGUUCUGGUGGCCCAGGAGCUCUCCUGCUUGCACAUUCAACUGGAGGAGACAGGAGACCAGAAGUCCUCAGAGCACAGAGUUCAGCUUGUGGUUCCUGGGUCCUGUGAGGGUCCACAGGAGGCCUCUGUGGGCACUGGCACCUUCCGCUUCCACUGCCCAGCCUGCUGGGAGCAGGAGCUGAGUAUUCACCUGCAGGAUGCCCCCGAGGAGCAACUAAAGGUGCCCCUGAGUGCCCUGCCCUCUGGUCAAGUGGUGAGGCUCGUCUUCCCCACGUCCCAGGAGCCCCUGAUGAGAGUGGAGCUGAAAAAAGAAGCAGGACUGAGGGAGCUGGCCAUGCGACUGGGCUUCGGGCUCUGUGCAGAGGAGCAGGCCUUCCUGAGCAGGAGGAAGCAGGUGGUGGCUGCGGCCUUGAGGCAGGCCCUGCAGCUGGACAGAGACCUGCAGGAGGAUGAGAUCCCAGUGGUAGCUAUUAUGGCCACUGGUGGUGGGAUCCGGGCAAUGACUUCCCUGUAUGGGCAGCUGGCUGGCCUGAAGGAGCUGGGCCUCUUGGAUUGCGUCUCCUACAUCACCGGGGCCUCGGGCUCCACCUGGGCCUUGGCCAACCUUUAUGAGGACCCAGAGUGGUCUCAGAAGGACCUGGCAGGGCCCACUGAGUUGCUGAAGACCCAGGUGACCAAGAACAAGCUGGGUGUGCUGGCCCCCAGCCAGCUGCAGCGGUACCGGCAGGAGCUGGCCGAGCGUGCCCGCUUGGGCUACCCAAGCUGCUUCACCAACCUGUGGGCCCUCAUCAAUGAGGCGCUGCUGCAUGAUGAGCCCCAUGAUCACAAGCUCUCAGAUCAACGGGAGGCCCUGAGUCAUGGCCAGAACCCUCUGCCCAUCUACUGUGCCCUCAACACCAAAGGGCAGAGCCUGACCACUUUGGAAUUUGGGGAGUGGUGCGAGUUCUCUCCCUACGAGGUCGGCUUCCCCAAGUACGGGGCCUUCAUCCCCUCUGAGCUCUUUGGCUCCGAGUUCUUUAUGGGGCAGCUGAUGAAGAGGCUUCCUGAGUCCCGCAUCUGCUUCUUAGAAGGUAUCUGGAGCAACCUGUAUGCAGCCAACCUCCAGGACAGCUUAUACUGGGCCUCAGAGCCCAGCCAGUUCUGGGACCGCUGGGUCAGGAACCAGGCCAACCUGGACAAGGAGCAGGUCCCCCUUCUGAAGAUAGAAGAACCACCCUCAACAGCCGGCAGGAUAGCUGAGUUUUUCACCGAUCUUCUGACGUGGCGUCCACUGGCCCAGGCCACACAUAAUUUCCUGCGUGGCCUCCAUUUCCACAAAGACUACUUUCAGCAUCCUCACUUCUCUACAUGGAAAGCUACCACUCUGGAUGGGCUCCCCAACCAGCUGACACCCUCGGAGCCCCACCUGUGCCUGCUGGAUGUUGGCUACCUCAUCAAUACCAGCUGCCUGCCCCUCCUGCAGCCCACUCGGGACGUGGACCUCAUCCUGUCAUUGGACUACAACCUCCACGGAGCCUUCCAGCAGUUGCAGCUCCUGGGCCGGUUCUGCCAGGAGCAGGGGAUCCCGUUCCCACCCAUCUUGCCCAGCCCCGAAGAGCAGCUCCAGCCUCAGGAGUGCCACACCUUCUCCGACCCCACCUGCCCCGGAGCCCCCGCGGUGCUGCACUUUCCUCUGGUCAGCGACUCCUUCCGGGAGUACUUGGCCCCUGGGGUCCGGCGGACACCCGAGGAGGCGGCAGCUGGGGAGGUGAACCUGUCUUCAUCGGACUCUCCCUACCACUACACGAAGGUGACCUACAGCCAGGAGGACGUGGACAAGCUGCUGCACCUGACACAUUACAAUGUCUGCAACAACCAGGAGCAGCUGCUGGAGGCUCUGCGCCAGGCAGUGCAGCGGAGGCGGCAGCGCAGGCCCCACUGAUGGCCGGGGCCCCUGCCACCCCUAACUAACUCUCAUUCAUUCCUUGGCUGCUGAGUUGCAGGUGGGAACUGUCAUCACGCAGUGCUUCAGAGCCUCGGGCUCAGGUGGCACUGUCCCAGGGUCCAGGCUGAGGGCUGGGAGCUCCCUUGCGCCUCAGCAGUUUGCAGUGGGGUAAGGAGGCCAAGCCCAUUUGUGUAACCACCCAAAACCCCCCCGCCUGUCCCUGUUUUCCCUUCUGCGCUACCUUGAGUAGUUGGAGCACUUGAUACAUUACAGACUCAUACAAAUGGGAGGCGCUGAGAAGGGCCAUGUCAUUCCAGGCUCUUGGCUGUACAUGGCAAGGGCUGGUACAGAGCUCGCUCAUCAGUGUUCUUCCUCCGAAGAGCACAUUCUCUGCACACAUCUGCGUCUACCUGUGCUCAGAGUCACCCCUUCCAGGCAAGGAGGAGGCCACAUGGGCCUGGGGUAGCCCUGGCCUUGUCCACCUGCUCUGCCGUAACACGUCUCCUCUUCAUCCAGACAGGAAUGCAGGGGGAGGCCAGGCAAUGGCUGUUUCCUGCCACAUGAUGUGUCCUCGCUUGUGCCCCUGAAGUUUGGUGUUGCACUGGGGUUCACCUCAGGGAUCAGACCUGUUGGGAAAACGGAAUGAAUUUAGUAGGGUAUGGCCACCCCAGAAUCUUCUCCAAACAAACAAACACUGGUGCCCCUGCCCUCCCCUGGACCAGCCAGCCUCCUAGAAUAAGCGUGGGAGUGGAUUCCAGAGCUGACAGGCGCUGCGGCAGCGACCACAGUGACGGGUGAGUGGGUGGGAAUUGCCUCGACUUUCAUAACCCAACUCUACAUCUGUCAGCUGGCCUAGCGGCCCCAGCCCUGGGUUAGAGACAGCAGAAAAAAUGGCUGUCCUGGUAGCCUCAGGAGCCACUGUGUCCAGGACAAGGCCUGUCCCGUCAGCAACACAUCAUCUAAAUCAUAUAUUGGGCUCUGCAGGACUGGGAGCAGACGGUUACACUGGAGACCACAGCCGUGGCUGCCACCCCUCAUGGUAUGAGCCCUCCAGGCACACGGCUGUAUAUGCGUGUGCACGUCUAGGCACAUCGUGGCAUGGGGCCCAUGCACGGAGGAUUUGCCUGUCUCCAGUCCCUCCUCCACUUUCACCUAACCUCAGGUGUCCCCUCCCCCUGGAGAGCCUGAAGCCCCUCUGGUUUGGAAGGGAAGGACAUGUGGGUGAGGGGGGUUGAGCAUCGAAAUGAUGCUGGGAUCUACAAGGAGGCACUGAGGAGCCAGGUAAGAGCCUCCUGCCCCCGCACAUCCACCUUCACAUCUCCUCCCUGGCCUGCAGGCCGGGACGUGCUGGCCCUCUCCAUUGCCAUGGAGUGGGGAUUGGGGAAAGCAGGGGAGGACCAGGUAGAGAACGGGUUGGAACAAGGGUGGGGCAGGGUCUGGCCGUCCUGCCAAUGUGCUGUGCCUUGGAGAGGGGAGAGGAGGGAGGAAAGUGAGGAGUGCAUGGGAAACAAACCCAGGCAGGCUCUCAGCACUGGGCAGAGGGAAACCUGGCUGCUCCUCCCACAAGCAGCUGAGCAGGAAGGGCACAGGGAGCCUGGGCAGCUUCGUCUACAGGGCCCCCACACCAGAGCAUGGAGUGAGCCCUGGGAGGGGACCACUGUCGAGUCUGUGGAAAUCUGGGCUUUGUAGCCUGGAUUCCUCUCAGCUGAGAGUGGGCAGGGGCAGCUGAGGGUUCCAAUAGCAUUUCCCUACAGCCCAACAGAGUAAGUCUGAGGCCCAGAACCUCAGGCUUCAGAGGACAGCGCCUGCCAGCCACUGAAGCCCAGGGCUCCCCACCCUGCUUCCCCCACCCAGGUGUCCCACCUGAGUAGACAUCCAGGCCGGGCAUCCUUGGUCGUGCACUCAUUCAGAGAGCUGACAGGUUUGGCUUUGAGUUCCGGGCUCAGACUCUGGGCUGCAGAGCAAGGAAAUAACCACUGUUAGCCCGGCCCAGACCAUCUGCAGGCGCCAGGUCUGGCUGCUCCUUCCUCCAGCUUCUGGAGGCUCAGCACAGCCUUAGGCAGCCUGGCCAUGCCAGGCCCUUCCCACGUGGGGGUGUGGGGCGGGCUGAGCACUUGUGGGCAGGUUUUUCCCCCAUGCGUCCUGCCUCUUAGGAAACUCCUCACAGGUGAGUUAAGAAAGGCUGAGCCUUUCUUAGGAGGUGGGGGAUUCUGGAAUGUCGAACAACUCAAGAUCCCUUUGGGCUUCUGGGAAGACAGACUCCUGGGAGGAGAGUCCAGGGGAACCAGCGACAGAGCUAGGAUCCCAGACAUUCCCUGAACACACUGUCCACACGGAGCCUCAGCAGAACACGCUGACCAUGGAAGAAAUUCCAAAGGGUUGUCUCUAUAUAUUCCUCCAAGUAGAACCUGGCUUGCUUACUGUCUGCAAAACAACUCGAGGGUGGUGACAUUCAAAGUUGUCUGAGGACUAGAAGUUUAGAGAAGCACCCAGAUCAGACAGAACAGAGCCUGGAAAGCCCUUGGAGGAACACAGUCCAUGGGGAUUGUGGCAGGAAGGGCUUGGGGCAGUCUGAGUGGCAGACUCCAAAAGGGGCAGAACAGGACCAGGACACAGCUGGGGGUUCAAAACUGGCCCCAUCUCUGCUAAUUAGCUGUGUGAUCUUGGGCAAGUUGCAUAACCUCUCCAGGACCUAAAUUCUUUGAGAAAAAACAGUAAGUCCCACUUCUUGGAGGUUAGAGAUGCUAACUGUGAAACCUCCCUAGGAUGCAUAAAACACUAGGGGCCCAGGAGCUUGGGGCCCAGGGAGUCGGCUGCCCUCCCUGCAUCCUUCCCCUGAAGCCCACCUGCAGUGCUGCCCAGGGCUCACCACCAGCUCUCAGCCUGCUCUUCGGACGGUGCUGCAGACAGGAUCUCUGCCCCACUGGUCAGCCUGGCACCCACACAGUCACAGGUCAAACUCCACUGUCCCUUUGGGGACCCCCACGCCUCCAGCCCCCGCUGAGCCAGGUGGCUGCUGGGGGCAAUGCCGGAGUCCAUGUCUCUCCGCUCACCUUAAGGAGAAUGUGUGUUUCCUGCAAUGGCGGCCCUGCAGCCUCUCACACCGGGCUCCCGUGAGGUCAAGGAGGGCUAUGGAAGCUACUUUCUGAGGAGAGAUGAGAGGCAGGGGUCACUGCGGCCAUCUCAGCUUUUCCCUGUGGGGUCCCUCUGUCCUGGGGCCCCUCUGCCUUGUUUCCCAGCACCCUGAUGUCUGCAUCUCCCCUACCCCGCCUGGUACCUCCGCUGCCAUCCUCUCAUCCAGGAACAGGCUCAGAGAGCUGCCCUGCAAGGUCCCGCGACAGCUGUCCCAGGAGCUCGAGCUAGGCUGUGGAGAGGAGGCGGGAAGGUCGCAUGAGCCACACGCAGGAAGCCAGAGCUAGGGCCUGUCCACGCCUCACCGUGUGUGUGGAGCUUCCCAGGAAAAGCGGUGGAUUGGACCAAAGUCCCAAUGGGGAAAGGGAAGCCACAGAGGGGCUCUGACGGGAAACCAAGCAGAAGGGGAAGAGCAGGUGGGGAGGAGGAAUCCCAGCACCUCCUGGGGGGGUGGGUAGGUGGGGGCGGUGGCAGAAGCUGGGAAGGGUCCCAAGGAGCCAAACUGCCUGGACAGCAUGGUGGGGGGUGGCAUCUGCCCAAGUUCACAGUGCAAGGGUGCCAGGCCCAGGUGGCUCUUCGAGCCACUCAAGUGCUGCUGCAAGUGGGGAGCUGCCUGGAGAAGGAAUCUCCAGGCACUCACCUGCCUCCCGCCAGGCAGCAGGUGCUGCUUGAACUCCAAAGACCCCUCCAUGGUGGGGGUACCCUUUGCAUCCUGAAAAUGCAAGAUGGGGCCCAGAAAUGUCAGGACCAGCACCCUCAGGAAGGUGGGCAAGGCACCCACUGCCCCCGGCUCUCUCUAUUCCUCCCAUCCAAGUACUAACCAGGCCUGACCCUGCUUAGCUUCUAAGAUCAGAUGAGAUCGGGCAUGUUCAGGGUGGUAUGGCUGUAGACAGCCAUCUUUAUUCCUAAUGACCUUCAGCUCCUGUGCCCGGGCUCCCAGCACUGGCUCCAGGGAGACCACGGCGGGGGUGCCUGCAGCCCCAUGGGGACACCUGCCUGGGGGUCCCUCGUCUCAGCCAGCUGUGCUCCUAGCCCCUGGUGUCCAGAGGGCCUCCACUGAAAGGAUGUCAGCGAGCUGCCAGCUCUCCCGGGCUUCAGCUCCUGUGGCUGCAGCAGGAGCUCCUGUUCCAUCUUGGGGAGUGGGCAAGGUGAGCCAGGUCAGGGAGACCAGCCACACCUCGGGUUCCCGUCUACCUCCCCUCCCCCAGCCCUCCCGGUCAGAGGGGGCCUGCCUCCCCAUCACUAGCUCUUUCAGCUUUGGCUCUGGAGGCUCGCACCCAGUCCACAAUGGUGCCUCUCCCACCACCGCAGCUGGCCAGGGAAAGGAGCAGGUAAGGCAGGGCCGGGUGAGGGCUCAGUGCCCUGGGAGACACUGAUUUGCAGGCUGAGAGGGACUGUUCCCCCACCAGCCCUCAGCCCCUAGCCGAGGCAGUCAUCACCUCUGUCUUCUGCAUUUGGGCAAACUUCUCUUCCUGGGCUGCCAGCAGCUUUUCUAAGUCCUGGUGUCUGUGCAGCAGCAACUCCACAUCUGACACUGAGUGCUGGGGAGAAGCAUGUUCAGGGUCCGCACAGAUGACAGGCUGUGGCCUCCGUCCUCUCCCUUCAUCAGGGCCGUCUUCUCCUGCAUCCUUCCCUGGAGCUCAGCCGCUGCCUGCUGAAAGCUGUGGACCUCAUGGGCUGCAGCCAAGUUCUGGGAGAGGAGAAAGGACCUGGUCAGGGCUGUUCUCUGCUCCCAGGAUUCCUUUCUCCCUGGAGACAUGGCCUUCUGGGCCACCUCCUUUUGAACAAGGAGGACCAUGGGGCUUGAUGUGUCCCCAGGUACAGAAACCAUCCUCCAUGCUGCAGCCCUCAGUGAACGUGAUGAUAUGAGUCUGCGGCAGGCCAGGGGGUGGGGAGGGCGGGGAGAGGAGAGGGCCUCGUGCAUCUCAGGGAAAGGCAGACGCGAGGUGUUGGGUCCACGUGAGGGAGCAGGCCGGUUCUCGGGGAUCUGGCUGGCCCUGGCAGUACCACCUGCAGUGCCUCUCAUGGGGCUGGGGGACCAGGUCAGCUCAGGAGGCAGCCCCAGCCCAGGACCUACAGAGAUGGAAUGUCCUGGGCUGCAGCCAAUUCCUGGAAGAAAGCUGAGCAGGUGAGGGAGAAGGCGCAUUCACUUGAGGCCAGCAGGGUGUGUGUCUUGUUGGAACCAAAGCCUGUGGUAAGGAGGGCUUAGAGGGAUUUUUUGAAGACUCUGACACCCCUUAGCUUGGCCCGGCCUGUGAUCACCUACCUCUGUGGGGGCUUUUAUUGCUUGGUCCAACCUCUCCCAAGCGGCCUCAAUGCGGCUCCUCUGGGCUUGGAUGUGGGGAUAGCGCCUGGGUGCACCCCGCUCCAGGGUGCCUGCCAACUUCCUCAGGGCAUACACCUUGGCCUGGCCCAGGCUCUGCACUUCCUUUCUGAAAGCAUCAAACUUCUCUUCCAGCACCUGCAAAGGUAUGAGGCCCAGCAGGGUCACUCAAGAUGGUAUCAUGAGCUCUCAAAGCUCAUGAAGAGCUCAGCAGACUGAUGGCUCUGAAAUCCCUCAGCCCAGGUUCUGGAACCAUCGGGAUCCUCCCUAGGACACCCUCUCCAGGCUCCUUUCUGCUGACUCCCCAGCAACCCUUUCAUCCCAAGGCAGGCCUUCCUCAGCCUCUGCCCACUCCCCGUGAGGUUUGCUCAGGAGUAACUCACCUUGACACCCUCCAGGUCCUGCCCGUAGUCCUGGGACUCGGCGGUGGCCGCCUUGGUGGUCAGUCAGGCGUCGAGGAGCAGGGUCUCUCGCUCCAGCUGGUGUAGCUGCAGCUGCUCCUGCAGGCCAUGCCCCCUGGCCUCCGCCCUCCGCAGCAGCUCUGCAUGGGCCUCCCGAACUGCCUGCAGCUGGGCUAGCACCUUGGGGCUGUGGGAAGAGAGCGACAGUCUGGACUGCAGCCCUUCCUUUCCAGGCUGGAGCAGUCUCCUGCCAUCUCUGUAGGGGGCUUCUCUCUGCUCCUUCCCGGAUGGUGUGUCUUCCGCCCACCUUUCUGGGUUCUUCCUGCUCUCCAGGAGUGCUGCUGUCUGCUGCAGCCGCUCGAUGCGUGGGCUGAACGCUUCCAGGUCUCUCUUGGUGGCCUCCAGCUGCCGCAGAAGGGCCUGUGUGGCUUCAGCACUGUGGCCCAUGUCCUCGCUGUCCAGGACAUGGCCCCGCUCAGCCAGCGAGGAUCCCGCCUCCAGGAGCUGGGGGUGACAGAGUGGAGAUCCGUUUUCCCGGGGCACCCUCCAGGGCUCAGGAUUUACAGCCACGAUUCUCAGCCUGGCUGCACAGGGGAAUCACCUGGGAGCUGUCGUGCUCCCUCGGCCUGGCCCCACUCCUAAGCAGCCUCAUCUGGUCCGGAACACAGCCAGGGCAGCAGUGUUUUGUAAAGGGUCCAGGCCUGCCUGCUGUGCCCUGCCCAUCACUCCCCUCACCUCAGUCAGAAACUGCUGGGCCUCCUGAGCCUGCUGCAGCAGAAGCCGCCUCCGCGCCGCCUCUGCCCGCAGGUGGGCCAUGGCCUUCUCCAGCUGCUGCACCCGGGCGGCCACCUCGUGGGCGGCAAAGUGCCCAGCCUGCACCAGCUUGUGCCCAGUGCCCAGCACCACCUGGGUCAGAGCCUCGUGGCUGCUCAUCUCACUCUCCAGGUUCUGUGGGGGAGGAGGCAGGAGGAUGCGGAUGUCGCUGACCCUUGGGGGACUCCCACAGUUGUGCUUGAAGUUUCACAGGACCCCACUAACUUGUCCCCAAGGAGUUCCCUGUCCCCAUGACUCCCAAAGAAUCCAGGGCAUCCCCAAAGCCCCCACAGGCAGAGAGUUCCUGGCUGGGCCACAGAGAGUGCCGUUUGCUUGGCUGAGAAGCCCUGCUCAUGUGCGAGGCCGGCCCUCCCCGGGUGGGCCCACACCUGGUGCUGCUCCUGCAGGUGCCGCACCGCACUCAGGCUCUGGCCAUAGUCCUGGGCAGCGGCCAGAGGCAGCUUCUCCUGCACCCACGCCAUUUCCUCGUCGGCGUCCCUGAAGAACUUCAAGAGGAGGCUCCGGGCCUCCAGGGCCAUCCUGCGCUCCCGCAGGGGCUCCCUCAGGCUCUUGAACCUGCAGCGGUGGAGGGUGGGACCAAGGGAGGCAGGGACCAGGGUGUCAGUAUUAGGGAUACCUGGUGACACAGAUCACCCAGCUGUGGCCCUCACCAUGGGCAAGGGGAGAAAGUGAGAAGACAUCAGUUAAGAGGGCAGGGGUGGGGGUCCCUCCAGGAAGGCAGGGAAGAGAAGCUGAGGGCACGGGUGGAUCUACCUCUGAAGCAGCCGCCGGGCCUGUUCUUCCACAUCUUGGGCAAGGCAGUGGCCUUCCCUCACAAAGGCCUGGGCCUGGCCCAGCAGUGCCUCAGCCUGCCUGGCCUUCUUGUCCACUGCUGCCUCCAGCUCCCUCUGUGUGCCCAGGAGCUCGCCCACCCCAGGCAGGGCCUGGCCCACAGUGGGGGCUCUCAGCUCAACCUCGAUGGGCUCCAGCCAGUUCUCCAGUUCCUCCAUGCUCCGCCGCAGACGCAGGGCCUAGGGUAGGAAGUGAGGUAGGCAGGAGGGGAGUGGCCUGGAGCCCGGCCAGCCACCCCUCGGCCUGCACAACCUCACCUCACAGGCCUUCUGGAGCUUGGCCACCUUCUUCUGGGAGUUGUCUUGCAGCUCACCCCAGAGUGCUCCCAGCUCCUCCAGUCGCUCCUGGAUGGCCUCCGAGGCUGGGUGGCCCCCCUGCAGCAGCCUCUGUCCCUCCUGCAGCCACAACAUGAAACACACCUUGUGGACUCAGGACUGCCGGUACCAGGGCACUUGUGUUGACUCUGACCACCAGCACUAGAGCUGCAGAGUCCCUGCGGUCCAGCUGCAUGAUCUUGAGCAACUUUCUUUACCUAAGCCUCAUUUUCCUCGUCUGUAUCAUAGAGAAAAUAAUGGUUAUUUUGUUUAAAUGAGAUAAGUCAUAUAAAAUACUUAGCAGGGUGAUUUAUAUCAGAGGGAGCCAGCCUGGGGUCAGGACCUGCCUUUGCAGGUGGAAAAGAGAAUGUUUUAAAAAGUGCUAUGCUGGGCACAGUGGCUCAUUCCUGUAAUCCCAGUACUUUGGGAGGCUGAGGCAGGUGGAUCGCCUGAGCUCAGGAGUUUGACACCAGCCUGGACAACAUGGCAAAACCCCAUCUCUACCAAAAAUACAAAAAAGUAGCUGGAUGUAGUGGUGUGGGCCUGUGAUCCCAGCUACUUGGGAGGCUGAGCUGGGAAGAUCACUUGAGCCUGGGAGGCGGAGGUUGCAGUGAGCUGAGAUCUUGCCACUGCACUCCAGCCUGGGUGACAGAGCAAGACCCUGUCUCAAAGUGGCUAUGUUUUGACUCCUUCGCUCACAGGACUGGUGGCUAUGUCCUGUUCACAUCAAAAUGUUAUCUUUAAAAUUACUGAAAAGGUGCCAUUUUUGGAGAGGGUGCCCGCCCCCCCCCCGCCCCCCCCCCCCCGCCCCGCCGGAAAGCAACUUCUUCUCACUACACUUCUGCCUAAACAACCGCUUAGCCAGGUGCUUGCACACAGAAAGUACUGGAUAACGCUGGCCACCGUUACUGUGGUUCAGCACCAGCUCUGGGGCACUGUCCUGUGUUCUGCCUGGAGAGCUGUCCCACCACCCUCCUGCCUGCAGGGCCUCACCCGCUGCAGCUCCUGCUGUUGGUGCAUGCUCACGUCCAGCUCCGCCUGGAAAUUCUGCUGCUUCUGUAACUGUGCUGGCAGCAUGGCUGUGUCCAGCCAACCCUCCUCCAAGGCCACCAGGUUCUUCUCCCUCAGCCACGCAGCCACCUGGGCACGUGGGGAGGACAGGCCUGCUGUCCAGGGCUUUCCCCUUCCCCUGACCUCCGGGAUACCCCAGAGGAAGGGUGGCCUUUCCCCGGGUCGACUCCUUCCCCACCAUGACCGCCUCCCUCUCCAAGCGAGGCGAACCUCCUGGGAGUCCUGCAGGAAGGCCUGCAGCUGCCGGAGCUCCUCCAGGCGAUGGCGGCGGGUCCCGGCUUGCCUGAAGAGCGCCUCCUUCCUGCCAGGAGGAGAGGCUCAUGGGCCUGGAGCCAUCCCCGGGGCCAGGUGGGGUGCCCGUCCAGCCUAGGCUUUCUCGGGUAUGAAUAUACUCCGAGUCUGGAGUUUCCUUUGGAAUAAAGGUACAUUGCACUCCC